Molecule: messenger RNA, 312 nt
Organism: Bursaphelenchus xylophilus (pine wood nematode)
Lineage: Eukaryota; Metazoa; Nematoda; Chromadorea; Rhabditida; Aphelenchoididae
Source: the annotation of a GenBank genome assembly
AUGGUGAGCAAAUAAAAUAGUUUAAAAAUCGUCCAAUUUUGAGUCUAAAGUGUAAAUUCAGCGCCCGGUGUCGUUUUGCGAAGAAAAGCAGGUGGAUGUCGACUUUUCCGCCAAAGACCUGCCAUUCAUCAGUACUAACGCCAAUAGUCGAAGAGCUGGAAUGAUCUUUUUUCGGUAAGGCUGUGCUUAAUGGUAGUCACAAUUACAUCUUUUAUUUGUAGGGCUGGGCCGUCCAGAAGUUGGAUCACCAAUGGAAAGACGGUCUUAUCAAAUACCGCGGUAUUUGAUCGAACAGAAGCCGGAAUUCCUUAA